AUGCAUCCCUCCCUUGAGCACAUUGAUACUUGCGUCCCCGUAACGGCGCUGAAAGCGCUGGUGGUGAGGGAUGUCAAGCUUCUCCUUCAAGCCCAAGGCACUUAUAUCAGAUUGAUCGAUGAAGGGAGCGGGCGACAGCUUGCGGAGCUGAAAGCUUUCAAGAGAAACAAUGUCCAUGGGUUCAUUUCUCUCAGUCAUAAUGAGGCAGUGACAGGAAAGGCACAUGUCCAGUUCGUUGCCUGGGGAGGGCAGUCCGUGAGAGCUUUUGACUUGGUGCUAAGUGAGGAGAGAGAGUACCAGCCACGACUAGUGGCCGCAAGUGCAGAGUAUCAGGGACCGGAUUGGAUCCUUGCUGGGUGUGCGCCUGACGACGAAGAAUCCAAGGUGUAUGUAUUGACGGCCCACAAUGCCGUUCUUGGUCUGGAUAUAGUAGAUGGAGACCAGUCGAACUAUGGAAAGGCCAUACAAAUCCGGCCGCUCGUUACCGGAGUCAACACCAUCCUCUAUUCCGCGGAUAUUAUCGCCCUCUCGGAAUCUCACAUCUUGAUUGCUGCGGGAACUGUCUUUGGCGAGAUCAUUGUCUGGUCCUGCUUCUUGACCGAGACUGGCCAGGCAACCGGCUCGAUUCAUCACUUCUUCACUGGGCACGAAGGGUCCAUCUUCGGGGUUCGGAUAUCCCCUGCCAUUGAUUCCUUGCGCGGUGGGCAGAGCGGACGGCUGCUGGCUAGUUGCAGCGACGACAGGACGAUUAGGAUUUGGGACAUAUCCGACUGCGAGCGUAUUUCUCGUGACGAUGCGCCUGCUUAUUCGACAGAUGGUUUCGAGCUUCGAAGCACCGGCUUUGGCGCAGCCCAUGACAGCGAGCUCGGCUCCGAGUCAACGAUUGCGAGCGCUUUUGGACACCUGGCUCGUAUAUGGGGAGUAAAUUUCCUCUCUGUUGGUCAAAGUCCAGGCAAGUUGAACCUGUUGUCGCGUGGCGAGGACGCUACGUGUAUACUGUGGGAUCUCACUUGGGAUCCGGCCUCACAGAAGCCCCAGUUUCAACUGAACGAGGGAAUGUCUAUCCGCAAGCACACCGGUAAACACAUCUGGUCCCUUGAAGUGCGCAGCACAGAUAAUGCAGCGGUCAUCUACACCGGGGGUGCUGAUGGAGCUGUCAAGAAUUUCACCAUCGAGGCGGAUGACGGAGCCCUAAUCCUACCCAAUCUACACAACCAAAUCGGAAUGUCAAUUGACCCCCAAAACCCCGAACCCCACGUUGAGACCUCUAUCAAAGGCUUUGAAUUUGUCUCGCAGGAUGAGUUUGUUGCUGUGACUGCUCGUGGCGAGAUCCAGAUUGGCCAGAUCAAGUCCCAAAAUCGGGCUACCCAGCACAUCUUCAAGGAAACGAUCUUUUUCGAAGAAGAUAUGCGUUCCUACUCUGUCGUUGGCAGUCUGUCGCAGAAAGGCGUGGCCCUUCUAGGCAACGCAAGAGGUCUGAUUCGAUUCUACAAUCACAACACAAAGUCACUCACGAGGAUUGUCGAAGUUGGACAACGGCCGUUGGGUUUGUUUGUCCUUGAUUAUGACCAGACCGAAUCGUCAGCAAACUUGACAUUCGUUGUGGCUUAUCCUAAAUCCGAGGUAGCGGAUUUAUUCAUGGUUUCGAUGUCCGGAGACGCAGAGCCGUCUGUGGAUAGGAUAGCAUUGAAUCUUCCAUACGGCUUUGGCGUGACAUCUGCGUCGUUGGUAUAUGAUAACCAGUUCCUGGCAGUAGGCUCCAUGACUGGCAAUUUUGCGCUCUACCGGGUGUCGAAGACGGAGAGUCUCGAACCUGUCAUGCCCCCUAGCAAGCUACAUGGCCGCGAAGGACUCAGCUACAUUGCAUCAUUCUCAUCGCUGUAUGGAGAGGGAGAAGACCUGCAGCCGUACUUCUUGACCUGUGGACGGAGUGGGGCCUACGGGGUUCACAAGUUGGAGAUCUCAGGCGUCGAGCCUUCGGUUUCCAUGCGAACCCUGCAUUUGGCUUCUCUGGCCUUCAACUGUGAAGUCCAGGGAGCUUACAUCGACAAGGUCUCCCAAGACCUUAUGAUCUACGGGUUCCAACCCAUGGAUUUUGUUCUUUGGAACGAAUCGGCACAGACCGAGGUCGCUAGACACAGAUGUAACGGGGGGCGGCGGUCCUGGGCAUUCCAGCCCAGCCAAGCGACCGCCUGGGCUGGAUCAUUCCUUUGGAUCCAAUCCGGCUUUAAUGCUAUGGAGAUCCAGCCGGACGCCAGUCGUACCUUGCGCUCCGGCAACCACGGGAGAGAAGUGAAGGCUAUGUGUGCAACUCAGCAAUCAGAUGGACUAGGCCCCUUGUUUGCGACAGGGUCUGAAGAUACUAAUGUACGUAUCUUUGCUCCCAGUGAACCACAGUUGGAGAGCCGUUGGGGCGCAUUCAAGUGUUUACGGCUCCUGAGGGAGCAUCAUACAGGACUGCAAAGUGUGGGGUGGUCCAAGGAUGGAAGAUUUCUCUUCACGAGUGGUGGAUACGAACAGUUUCUGGUUUGGCGGACACAUUCGAUUCCUCGGUUCGGACUCGGGACGAUUCUGGAUGCGUCAUGCCCUAAGAGCGAUCCCAAGUCCGACCUUCGGGUGACAAGUUUCGAUGUGCUGGAUGUGGAGGAACAGGCAGAGGGUGCAUUCCUGCUCUGCCUGACAUACUCGAACUCCACCAUCAAGAUCUUCCAUUAUUCUUCAUCAGCCGAAGGAGGCAGGUUUACCCUGUUGGCGAAUGGCACCUACAUGAGCAACUGCUUGACACAAGCACGCUUCAUGCGCAAAGGCUCUUCGCUGAGCCUGAUCACCUCUUCCACAGACGGCUACUUUACACUCUGGGAUUUGACGACCGUUCUGGAGCCGUUCUAUACGAUGUCAUCGUCUCUGCGUCUGAAGCAGCCCGUCGAGGGAGCAUCAAUAACCCCAGCAAGCAUUACAUGCGAGAACCGUUACCAGAUCCAUUGGAACAGCAUCAAAUGCUUGGAGCUGGCAGAUGUAUCAGACACCCUGUCCUUGAUUGUUGCCGGUGGCGAUGACAAUGCGAUGACAGUCACUCUUCUGGACACUAGCGUCGAUGCCGCAUGCACGAUUGCCGUCCCCGAUGCCCACGCAGCCUGCAUCGCAGCGACAAAGAUUCUCACCCAGAGCCAAAACCCGAACGAAGGGACUGCACGACUCGCCGUUGCUUCUUCCGGAAACGACCACCAGGUCAAGAUCUGGUGGAUUGACAUUGACGCGAGGAAGAAUGGGCCGGACCGGAUUCAAAUCAGCAAGGCAGCCGAGCGAUACAGCUCUGUGGCGGAUAUUUCCUCGUUGGACAUUAUCCACGAUGCAACCCAGGGAAGUAAGCUGGUAGUAUGUGGUGCUGGCAUGGAGAUGUUGAGUGUGCGACUGUAGACUGGACACGAUAGUCACGAUAAGACGUUAUUGCACAUACAAGACAAACAUAGAAUAGAGCCUG
Aspergillus sclerotioniger CBS 115572 is the source of this 3481-nucleotide messenger RNA. Its product is annotated as tRNA (34-2'-O)-methyltransferase regulator RTT10. The transcript has 3 exons. The record is from RefSeq and is a predicted model, not a curated record. Lineage: Eukaryota; Fungi; Ascomycota; Eurotiomycetes; Eurotiales; Aspergillaceae. Gene Ontology annotation, biological process: tRNA methylation. Gene Ontology annotation, cellular component: cytoplasm. The coding region runs from base 1 to 3417 and encodes 1138 amino acids. Gene Ontology annotation, molecular function: protein binding.